This is a messenger RNA of Drosophila serrata, 1523 nucleotides long. Its product is annotated as synaptic vesicle glycoprotein 2A-like. Gene Ontology annotation, cellular component: membrane. Gene Ontology annotation, biological process: transmembrane transport. Gene Ontology annotation, molecular function: transmembrane transporter activity. The record is from RefSeq and is a predicted model, not a curated record. Lineage: Eukaryota; Metazoa; Arthropoda; Insecta; Diptera; Drosophilidae.
AUGCACGGCUCACUGGAGAACCGUCCCAAAGUCUGGGACUACGAAACUGUCUUGGAGAAAAUCGGUUAUGGAAAAACUCAAUGGAUUUUAUUGUUGGUCAGUGGACUUUUAACAAUAACAACAGUGGCUGCCCAACAGGCAAUGGGCAUAAUUGUGAUUGCCUCGCAAUGUGACUUCCACACCACGCAGGCUGAAAAAGGUGUAAUGAUGGCCACAAGAACGGCAGGUUUGGUCCUAUCGACCAUUAUAUGGGGAUACAUUAGUGAUGAUAUAGGGCGACGCAAAGUUUUGGUCUAUGGCACUUUUGCCAGUAAUGCCUUGCAGUUCAGCCUCAUGUUCGUCUCAGACCUUUGGCUAUUUAACUUUAUUAAUUUUCUUGCUGGAAUUAGUGUGGGUAGUGUUCCAGCAGCACUUUAUCCAUAUUUAGGUGAAUUUAAUAUACCCCGACAUAGAGCUGUGACAAUUAACUAUUCGACAAUGUUUGUCACCGUUUCAGCGAUAAUUGUUCCAGCUGCGGCUUGGCUAAUACUUUCUUACGAUUGGACAAUAACCUUUGGUGAUUUUGUCUUUCGACCAUGGCGUUUAAUGUUGCUAAUCAAUCUUCUGCCUGGCUUAAUCGGAGGCUUAGUGUUAUUAUAUUUCCCCGAAAGCCCAAAGUUUUUGCUGUCCCAAGAUAGGACCCAAGAGGCAAUAGAAGUUGUCUCCUGGAUAAGUAAAUUCAACAAGGGAAAACCUAUUCAGCAGGUUAUGGAUUAUGAAGAAUUCACCUUAAAGUCGGAGGAUCCAGAAGGCGAAAGAUUGUUAUCCGAUAGUCAGAGUGGCGGUAUUUUAACCAAAAUCGUUCGAGCAAAUAUGCCACUUUUUCACAAGCCGCACAAUUUGAAUUUUAUACUCUGUAAUUUGGCAGUUUUUGGUUUGUUUUUCGGCUCAUGUGGCGUUCAAGUUUGGCUUCCAGAUAUUGUUAAUAAAUUAUCUGGCGAUGGAAACAACUCUUCAACUGUGUGCGAAAUAUUAAGCGUUCCUGUUGGAGCUCCACAAAAUGUCGCACUAGAGGACUGCACAGUUCACAUCUCAAGCAAAACCUAUGUAGACAACUUGAUUGUGGGUUUUGCAUUCUUGUUUGGUUUUUCCAUUCAAGGCUUUCUACUCAAUCCCUUGGGUCGCAAGAAUGUCCUUUUUGCUGCUCUUGGCGGUGCAGUUUUAAGCGGAUUUUUACUGCACUUUAUAGAAAAUCCCACAGGUGUUCUGAUAUUGUUUUGCCUUUAUAUACUGCUGCCAGGACUUUGCAUUUCCAUUAUGAUAGGAGCCAUCGUUGAUCUGGUGCCCACACAUUUAAGAUCAAAGGCAGUCAGCUUUUGCAUGUCUAUGGGUCGACUUGGGGUCAUUGCAUCCACAAACUGGAUAGGAAUUAUGCUGCAACCAUAUUGCAAUACCACCUUCGCCAUAUUCACUUGUACGCUUAUUGGGUGCGUUAUAAUUGUUCAUUAUCUCCCGAUUAAAAACUCUACUUGAUUAUAUUAACG